Monascus purpureus is the source of this 1084-nucleotide messenger RNA. The record is from the annotation of a GenBank genome assembly. Lineage: Eukaryota; Fungi; Ascomycota; Eurotiomycetes; Eurotiales; Aspergillaceae.
AAUGUAGUAUAAUCAUUAACCGACAUCUGCAGUGUUAAAUACCUGGCUUCGCGCCUCUCUGUCUGCUACCGUAGAUACUCUCUGGGAAACCAUUCUCCCCUGCCACAAAGACCGGAUAUAAAAAUGGCAUCCAAAACCUGGAAGCUCGGAGUUAUCGGGUACGGCCUCAGCGCCAAGACGUUCCAUAUCCCAUUCAUCGAGGAUGUUCCUGAACUGAAACUGUAUGCGGUCGUCCAGCGGACGCCCAAGCCAGACGACGAUGCGGAGAAAGAUCAUCCGGGUAUCAAGUCCUACCGAACCGCCGAGGAGCUGAUCAAGGAUGAGGGCGUGGAUGUGGUGGUGAUCACCACCGGUCCCGACUCGCAUUUCGAGCUUGCGAAGGCAGCAUUGGAGGCCGGCAAGCAUGUGGUUUGUGAGAAGCCUUUCACCCCUACCUCCAAGGAAGCCGACGAGCUCGUUGCGCUCGCCAAGGAGAAGAACAGGCUCCUAGCCGUAUAUCAGAACCGUCGCUUCGACGCUGACUAUGUCACCGCAUCCAAAUUGGUCAACAGCGGUACCCUUGGACGUGUCGUCGAGUUCGAAACGCAUUUCGACCGCCAUCGCCCGGAGGAACCCCCCGCAAGUGCUUCGAAAUGGAAGAACAAGGUCAUUCCCGGCGGGAGCGCCAUCUAUGACCUGGGAACACAUCUGCUGGAUCAGGCGGUACACCUGUUUGGCAAGCCAAACAGGGUCACCGGAUUCGUCGGCACACAGAGAGCACGCAACACCUCGGGCUACGAAGACUCGUUUACCGUCCUGCUACACUAUAAGACCGGUCUCCUGGUGACGGCCAAGGCUGGUGUCGUGAGCCCGGAGGAGGAACAGCUCCGAUUCUGGAUCCGUGGGGAGAAGGGUAGCUAUAAGAAGUUCCACCUGGACGUCCAAGAAGAACAGCUCAGGACAGGGCUGAAACCCGGUGACCCGGGAUAUGGUGCAGAGCCCAGCGAUAGAUAUGGUAAGUUUGGCUUGUGCAUUGCACUACUUUGGCCUGUCAGCACCAGAGCUAACCUAUUCUUUGUUCAGGCUACCUAACCACGCUCAAAGA